Nematostella vectensis (starlet sea anemone) is the source of this 1438-nucleotide messenger RNA. RefSeq names its product transmembrane protein adipocyte-associated 1. Bases 255 to 1385 code for a protein of 376 amino acids. NCBI's taxonomy places the organism in Eukaryota, Metazoa, Cnidaria, Anthozoa, Actiniaria, Edwardsiidae. Gene Ontology annotation, molecular function: G protein-coupled receptor activity. The transcript has 10 exons. Gene Ontology annotation, biological process: G protein-coupled receptor signaling pathway. Gene Ontology annotation, cellular component: plasma membrane. The record is from RefSeq and is a predicted model, not a curated record.
UGUGGGUAUUAUGCUCGAAGGGGAUGUCCCGAGGGAGCUUGGGAGAGUCACGAGUGUUUUGGUUUGUUUCCGUCUUGGCUUGAUAUGGAGCUCUUUAGAAAACAUCGCAUUAUACUUGGCUUUAUUUCGUGAUAAUGACGUGGAAGGAAGGGUUUGGCUCGCUUGAUAUUACAAAAGUUGACAUCUUUCUGUAGUAUUAACUACCACCGCCUUUAGCUUUCGAAAAAUAACAACAUUUCUCCAAGGAUAACAAUAUGAUUGUAUGGGAACUCUCUACUACCGGACCUACGAACCGAACGGUCCCCACUAUUAUUAUCGACUAUGCUAUUUGCACUGAAGUUCUGUACAAAACUAGUGGAUCUUGGAUUCGUAUCUGUGAUAUUGUACUAUUGGCGCCCAAUGCGAUGUUUAUGGUGUUCUUGUUUUACUCUCUUGGACUUGCUCACGCAAAGCUUGUAGGCACUCGAUGCCCGAUCGUCAAAACAAUAUACACCUUGGUAUUUGCCGUGUGUGUUGUCAGUGUGGCUAGAUGCUUUGCCUCAAUGCUUCUUACUGCCAGUUUUGUCAAGAGUCAUGAGGAUAGUAAAACCAUCAAGGCAUUCUGGCUGCUGUUAAGGUGUUUGUUAUUGUCUGUGGAACUAAGUGUUAUCAUAUUUGGAGUGUGUGCAGCUAAUCUGGACAGCCGAAGUAGUGUAAGAAGAGUCCUACUAUUCACCUCUGCAAGUGCUGUUCUUUUUACCUCAGCGCAGGCAGUGCUUGAAUUCACCCAAGAUGGCAUUCAUUCUCCAUAUGGCGGUACAUAUAACCUAUUCCAGCAUGGAGGCAUGAUCUUCUGGUUUGCCAGUUCUAUGUUAUUCUUUGUGAUGUAUUUUUCUCUUCUCAUUUUGCCUUGUAUCUCUUUUGGUAGAAGGCUCAGGUUGCCAGGUAAACCCUCGUUUUACAGAUAUUGCGGCUUUUUAGCUCUCAUCAACAUUCUACAGAGUAUUGGAAGUGCGCUGAUCUAUUAUCACAUCACUUUCGGUACUUGUAUCCUAGACGUGACUGUAUUCACUUAUUUUGCGCUCUUUGCACCCUUGGUGUACGUGACUUUUCUCGCAGAAUUCAUGAGCAGCCCAUCCCAGACAGUAUUGCAACUCAAGAGACGGAGAGAUUACCUGCCAAACCUACAUACGGGACAUAUACGUAACAAGUGUUACGUGGAACAGGCGUCACAUACGGGACAUGCGGGACAGUCGUCACAUACGGGACAUAUACGUAACAAGAGUUACGUGGAACAGGCGUCACAUACGGGACAUAUACGUAACAAGAGUUACGUGGAACAGGCGUCACAUACGGGACAUACGGAACAGGCAUCACAUACGGGACAUAUACGUGACAAGAGUUAGGUGAACAGGCGUCACAUACGGGACAUAUACGUAACAAGAGUUACGUGGAACAG